AUGUAUGUAGACCAUUUUGGGAAUAGUAACAUACAGGAAUGGUUGGAUGAACACAAAGACGAGUUUGUUGGUAACGUUGAGGAAGAAGUACUUGAUGGUGCAGGACUGGUUAAGGAAGUUGCACCAGGGCAUCGGGAUGUGGGUGACACAAACGAUGAGGAAGAGAAUUGCGACGAUGAUGACGACGAGGAUGAGGAUGUCGAUGGCGAUGAGGAUGACCAUCAGAAGCCUCAUUUUUUUUAUAAAGGGCAUUGGCCUGUCAUUUCUUGUGGGGGGAUGAAGUUUGAGGCAAGGAAAAUGGACGAGGCGUUUACUGUGGAUGUUGAAAAAAAGGAAUGCAGCUGCAGGCUAUGGCAACUUAAUGGAUAUGGCUGCAUACACUCAGUUGCCACCUUAGCCUACUUAAAUUGA
Molecule: messenger RNA, 411 nt
Organism: Lactuca virosa
Lineage: Eukaryota; Viridiplantae; Streptophyta; Magnoliopsida; Asterales; Asteraceae
Source: the annotation of a GenBank genome assembly